Alternaria arbusti is the source of this 1293-nucleotide messenger RNA. RefSeq lists its product as uncharacterized. The coding region runs from base 1 to 1293 and encodes 430 amino acids. Lineage: Eukaryota; Fungi; Ascomycota; Dothideomycetes; Pleosporales; Pleosporaceae. The record is from RefSeq and is a predicted model, not a curated record. The transcript has 2 exons.
AUGCCGUCGCUACUCGUCCACUCGCUGUUUGCGCGCCAGAAUCCGCUGGAUGAGGCCAAGAACACGCUCAGUUCAUGGGACAACUGCAUGGCCAAGGCCUACUGCAACGGCAGUGGUGGAAGAGGCCAUAAGCGCGUCAAGAGCGAUCCCGCUGCGCCGUAUCCCACGCCAUAUGGAGCGCCUCCUCCUCCCAUGAACCCCUACGCUCAGGCGCAUGCCGCUGCGCCGCCUCCUCCGCCAAUCGACCACCGCCCGGUCAAUCAGCAGUAUCGCUCCAACGCCAUGCCCACCUUCGCGCCAGCCGCGCAGCCCGAGAGACCGCAGUUCGCGACUUUCGAUUCGACAAGAGCCGUCGUCAACGAAGACUCCCUGCCCGCAAUGCCUACAUGGAAAGACGGGCGCGACGUCCAUGUUCAAGUCGAGGAACAGCCUGCGCCUCAGAAGCAAGGCGACAUGGAAAUGGACAGGCUAGACCGCAACGGCAGUCCAAUAAGCGGAUCGAUGGCAGGCGUAGCAGCGGCAGCCGUGCCAGCAUCAAGACGGUCGCCUGGCCCGGGCCGGUCCCCGGUAUCGCCAAUGGACAACUACGGUCAGGGCUACCCUCAAAGCGGAUACCAAACCGAUUCUUUCGUCAGCGAAGGAGCCCCGUUGGACGGCCAGGGUGCAUACGGCCGACCAUACGCGCAGCAGGACGACUAUCGCAGAGGUUCGCCAGGGCACAACCUAUCACCAGUCUACAGCGCAAACGAAGGAUACGCGCCACAGCAGCAGCAGCAGCAGCAGCAGCAACAACCCUACGGCCGCCGCUCGCCAGGCGCUCCCCAAGCCUACGACUCCCACGACCAGCUCAGUCAAUACAACCAGCAACCUUCUUACAACCAACAAGCUCCCUACAACCAACAACCUACCUACAAUCAACCACAAACCUACGACCAACGCGACUACUACGACGAACCCGACCAUCGCCACCAGUCCCCCUCCCCACCCGCCGCAAACCCCUACGCCUACAACACCGACCCCUCCGCGUCGUACGAUACCUACACGCCCCCGCCAGCACCAGCAGCUUUACAGCCCGGCUACGCAGCUUCCGAGUCAACAAACCAUGGCUCCUUCACAAAUGCGGCGCCAGCAUACCCAGGGCAGAGGUCGUAUACGCCCGUGGCUGGAAGCGUGGGACAGCAGCAGCAGCCAUAUCGCGCUUUCACACCGGGCGCGGAACAGCAACAACUACCACAGCAGCAGUAUACUGGAGUUAGUAGAAAACCUGUUGAGGGGUCUUUUAGGGAAAUAUAG